This is a messenger RNA of Antechinus flavipes (yellow-footed antechinus), 5572 nucleotides long. It is a transcript of the gene SLC12A7, whose product is annotated as solute carrier family 12 member 7. Gene Ontology annotation, molecular function: potassium:chloride symporter activity. Bases 1639 to 4941 code for a protein of 1100 amino acids. The record is from RefSeq and is a predicted model, not a curated record. Lineage: Eukaryota; Metazoa; Chordata; Mammalia; Dasyuromorphia; Dasyuridae. The transcript is spliced from 24 exons. Gene Ontology annotation, biological process: cell volume homeostasis; potassium ion import across plasma membrane; chloride transmembrane transport. Gene Ontology annotation, cellular component: membrane.
CUUUGUGGAUUUAUCAAUCGACUGGCCUAUAACCAUUUUUAAAUGCCACUUUGUGCCAGGCAUUGCAGUGGAAGCUGGGGUUACAAACACAAAAAUGAAACAGUCCUUUCUCCUCAAGGAGUUUACAUUUUAUUAGGGGAAACAACAUGUACUUAUACAAGUAUAUGCAAAUUAUCAAGUAAUUGAUAAGUUGGUCUGGUAUCUCUUAUUGGGGUUUGCAAACAGCCUAUCAUGGAAAACAUUAAAAAUUUUAAAAUGGGUAACUAUUCUUUCUUGCAAAACAAAAACUUGAGUAUUUAUUACAGAGGUGUUGGAUGUUGGCAGAGCAGCUUUCAGAGUGACUAUGUGGGUUUGGGAUAGAUGAGUGGAGCAAGGGAACGUUUCAGGAUUUGUAAAAUGAGAAGAGUGGACUAGAUAAUCUAUUCUAAUAAAGUGAUUAUCCUUAGGCUUUUCUUUGCUGAAUUUCCUUUCUUGAAUUCCUCAUCCCAUCCCCUUCACAAAGUACUGUGGAUGAUUUAUUGGAAUACCUAUCAAGCCAGUAUGUUAUAUUCUUCCCUGAACCAUAGUUCCAACUUUGCCUGAAAUCUUAGUCAGUGAAGACUUUUAAUUUUUUUUUUUUGUCUUUAUACACCCAGCCUCUAAUCAACUAGCAUUAAAUUUUGUUGCUGUUGUUUAGUCGUUUCAGACACUUUGUGAUCCCAUUUGAGGUUUUUUUGGCAAAGAUUCUGGAGUGGUUUGCCAUUUCCUCCUCCAGCAUUUACUAUGUGCCAGGCACUGUGCUAAGCCAUGCAGAUACAAAGAUGGCCAAAAAAUAAUUCUUGUUCUCAAGGAGCUCCCUGUCAGAUGGGGGAGACUGCCCGUAUACUCCCAAGUAUAAACAAGAUACCGACAAGAUAAACUGGGGAGACUUAAGAUUGAGAUUUCUUGCAAAAGAUGAGAUUGUUACUGAGCAUCGAAGCUAAGAAUGCACGUGGUGAGCCCUUAAUAGCUGCUUUUUGAAUGAAAGAACAAGUCCUAAAUGAAAAGACGGCGAGGUUCCUUCCCAGACAAGCCUUCAAAGCCACACGGGACAGGAACAAGCCUGGCGGUACCAUGCACCUGUCUGAAAGAGGACCUGCCUUUCUUUCCAAGCCUUUCCUUUUCCAACCCGCCUCGGAUUUUUUUCUUCCUCUUCUAAGUUUCCCGGCGUUCUGGCAAGAACUUUCCUCUUCUUUACAAAUAAAGUGGGAGGUGCCCGGCCGCCGGGGAAGGGUAGAAAAAACUAGACAACAGCCACUUGCUGCUGGCAGGUGAUGUCAUGUGGGACUAGAUUGGAGGGAGGGCGGGCUGGCGGGAAGGGAGGUGGCGGGGGCUGCCUGCCCCACUCCGCCCCCGCCCAUUCCCCCAAAUAAAGAAAUGGCUCUCUCGUGAGAGCCCGUAGCUAAGGGAGCCCAACUCUUACUCGUGCCCGGGAGGAGGUUGCGAGAGCGAGCAGCAGCAGCCCCAGCAGCCGCAGCAGCCCCAGCAGCAGCAGCGCACGGGCAAGACGCCACGGACUGAGUCCAGGGACACACUCUCCCCCGCUCCCCCUUUGCUGGCGCGCCCUCCUGAAGCGCGAGAGCAGAAGAAAAAGAAAAAGAAGCAUCGUCCGGGGCCACGAUGCCCACGAACUUCACCGUGGUGCCCGUGGAGGCGCAGGGGGACGCCGCGGAUGGCUCCGGGGAUCCCGGGCUACAGGAGGAAGAGGUAGAACGGCAGUCGUUGUCGCCGCCGGACCCGGAGGUUCUCCCGAAGGAGCAGCCCGCGCCUAGCCAGGAGCCGCAGGAAUGCAGCUCCGGGAUCCUGGGAGAUGGAACCCCUAGAGAAAAUAGCCCUUUCAUUAACAAUACUGACAUGGAAAGAGAGAAUGUGUAUGAAGGGAAGAACAUGGCUCUAUUUGAGGAAGAAAUGGACAGCAAUCCCAUGGUAUCUUCACUUCUUAAUAAACUAGCAAAUUAUACCAAUCUGAGUCAGGGUGUGGUCGAACAUGAGGAGGAUGAAGAUAGCAAAAGAAAAGAAAUUAAGGCUCCACGAAUGGGAACCUUCAUUGGUGUAUACUUGCCUUGCCUGCAGAACAUCCUUGGAGUCAUUCUCUUUCUGCGUUUGACAUGGAUUGUAGGCACAGCAGGAAUCCUUGAGUCCCUCAUCAUUGUGUCCAUGUGCUGUACUUGUACGAUGCUGACAGCGAUAUCUAUGAGCGCCAUAGCAACAAAUGGUGUAGUUCCAGCUGGAGGGUCAUACUACAUGAUCUCACGGUCCUUGGGUCCUGAAUUUGGAGGCGCAGUUGGACUUUGCUUCUAUCUGGGGACCACUUUUGCAGGAGCUAUGUAUAUUUUAGGAACAAUUGAGAUUUUUUUGACUUAUAUUUCUCCAAGUGCUGCUAUAUUUCAUUCAGAAGAUGUUGAAGGAGAAGCUGGAGCCAUGCUCAACAACAUGCGAGUUUACGGGACAUGCACACUCGCCCUGAUGGCCAUGGUGGUGUUUGUAGGCGUGAAAUAUGUCAAUAAGCUUGCCUUGGUAUUUCUGGCCUGUGUGAUCCUCUCCAUUCUUGCCAUUUAUGCUGGUGUCAUCAAGACCGCUUUUGAUCCCCCGAACAUUCCGAUUUGUCUUCUUGGGAAUCGCACGUUAUCGAAACGCGACUUUGAUGUCUGUGCUAAAGUCCAACACAUAAAUUAUGAAACAGUGACAACACCUCUCUGGGAGCUCUUCUGCAACAGCUCUAAUCUUAAUGCCACAUGUGAUGAAUACUUUUCCCAAAACAAUGUGACUGAAAUUCAGGGAAUUCCAGGGAUUGCCAGUGGUGUCAUACGGGAAAAUCUGUGGAGUGCUUAUGCAGAAAAGGGGGAGUAUGUAGAAAAGCAAGGCAUACUUUCAUCCUCUGUGUCAGAGGAAACAAAAACUAGCGGCCUACCUUAUGUAUUGACGGACAUCAUGACCUACUUUACGAUGUUAGUAGGAAUUUAUUUCCCAUCGGUGACAGGUAUUAUGGCAGGUUCAAAUCGAUCUGGUGAUCUAAGGGAUGCUCAGAAAUCCAUCCCUACUGGAACAAUUUUGGCAAUUGGGACCACAUCUUUUAUCUAUUUGUCCUGCGUUGUCCUUUUUGGAGCUUGUAUAGAAGGUGUUAUUUUGAGAGAUAAGUUUGGAGAGGCCCUGAAUGGAAAACUUGUGAUUGGUAUGCUGGCCUGGCCAUCACCCUGGGUCAUUGUCAUUGGUUCCUUCUUCUCUACAUGUGGGGCUGGCCUACAGAGCUUAACAGGUGCACCUAGGCUCCUGCAGGCUAUUGCAAGAGAUGGAAUUGUGCCUUUCCUUCAGGUGUUUGGUCAUGGAAAAGCCAAUGGGGAGCCCACAUGGGCCUUGCUCCUUACUGCUCUCAUCUGUGAAAUAGGAAUCUUAAUUGCUUCUUUGGACAGUGUGGCACCAAUUCUUUCAAUGUUUUUCCUCAUGUGCUACAUGUUUGUGAAUUUGGCUUGUGCUCUACAAACUCUUCUGCGCACCCCAAACUGGCGUCCUCGUUUCAAGUAUUAUCAUUGGACUCUUUCUUUUCUUGGGAUGAGCUUGUGUCUUGCUUUGAUGUUCAUUUGUUCCUGGUACUAUGCUUUGUUUGCCAUGCUCAUUGCAGGCUGUAUCUAUAAGUACAUUGAAUACAGAGGAGCUGAGAAAGAAUGGGGUGAUGGAAUAAGAGGUUUAUCUUUGAAUGCAGCUCGUUAUGCAUUGCUACGGGUAGAACAUGGCCCUCCUCACACUAAAAACUGGAGACCUCAAGUUUUGGUGAUGCUGAAUUUGGAUUCAGAGCAGUGUGUAAAGCAUCCAAGGUUACUCUCAUUUACUACCCAAUUGAAGGCUGGAAAAGGGUUAACAAUUGUUGGCUCUGUCCUGGAAGGAACAUACUUGGAUAAACACCACGAAGCCCAGAGAGCUGAAGAGAACAUCCGCUCCCUGAUGUCCGUAGAAAAGACCAAAGGGUUCUGCCAGUUGGUGGUCUCCUCCACGUUGAGAGAUGGGAUGUCCCACUUGAUUCAGUCUGCUGGUUUGGGUGGGAUGAAGCACAACACUGUACUUAUGGCGUGGCCAUCAUCAUGGAAGCUCUCGGAUAACCCCUUCUCAUGGAAGAAUUUUGUUGAUACCAUCCGAGACACCACUGCAGCACAGCAAGCUUUGUUGGUGGCUAAAAAUAUCGACACAUUCCCACAAAACCAGGAGCGCUUUAGGGAAGGGAACAUCGACGUGUGGUGGAUUGUUCAUGAUGGCGGCAUGCUAAUGCUUCUGCCAUUUCUGCUUCGUCAGCACAAGGUAUGGAGAAAGUGCAGAAUGCGUAUCUUUACUGUAGCUCAAAUGGAUGACAACAGCAUUCAAAUGAAGAAAGAUCUUCAGAUGUUUUUGUAUCAUCUGCGAAUCAGUGCUGAGGUCGAGGUUGUUGAAAUGGUUGAAAAUGAUAUUUCAGCUUUUACUUAUGAAAAAACAUUAAUGAUGGAGCAGAGAUCCCAGAUGUUGAAGCAGAUGCAACUUUCUAAGAAUGAAAGAGAAAGAGAGGCUCAGUUGAUACAUGACAGAAACACUGCAGCUGUGGCGAGGACAAAAGCAGCCGCUGCACCUGAGAAAGUUCAGAUGACGUGGACUAAGGAAAAACUCACCUCUGAAAAACGUGAAAACAAAGACACAAAUGUAGCUGGAUUCAGGGACAUUUUCACUUUGAAACCAAACCAGUCCAACGUCAGGAGGAUGCAUACAGCAGUGAAGCUUAAUGAGGUGGUCCUCAGCAAAUCCCAGGAUGCCCAGCUGGUCUUAUUGAAUAUGCCCGGUCCCCCCAAAAAUCGACAAGGAGAUGAAAACUAUAUGGAAUUCCUAGAAGUCUUGACAGAAGGACUAAACCGAGUGCUUUUGGUGAGAGGUGGAGGUCGGGAGGUGAUCACCAUCUACUCCUAAUGCUGCUGGUGACCAUCCAGAGCUUUGUUUAGAACAUGGUGGCACUGAAUAUCUAGGUGGAUAGAAACACUGGACAAGCAGGUUUUGAAUUUCUGGAAGUUGAACAGUUGAGAUGUUCCUGUGUACUUGAAAUGAUUUGCCAGCUUGAUCUGCUGAUCCAUGAUAAUUUUUUUUUUUUUAACAAAAAGAAAUGAUUGAUUUUUUUUUAAACCUAGGGCAAAAUUCUUAUUAAUACUGAAGAAACUUUGUCUGCACUGUUAAAUAAAAGACUGGGGGGAGGGGCUGGGGAUAGGAAGCUGAAGUAUGAAAGUGUGUGUGUGUGUGUGUGUGUGUGUGUGUGUGAGAGAGAGAGAAAGAGAGAGAGAAUGAUCUCUCUCUCUAAAAUAGAAUUUCAAAAGCACCCCCUCCUUUCUGCACACUUUCCUCUCUCUCUCCCACCCCCCAUUUAUUUGUAGUAUCUGGAAUAUUAAUAAUUGUGUUCUCACUACUUUAUUAUACUAUGUAUUGGGGAUAAAACUGAUGAUAUCUUUUUUUAAAAAUCGUAAAUUUUGUUUUGCUUUUUAACUGGUACCAGCAAAAUCUAAGUUUAUUCAGUGACAAACUGAAAUUGACUAAAACUGAUAUUUUACAA